UUCAAAGAAUUUUCCCUCACUCUAGUUUCGUUUUCUUUCGCUAUGGCGGGAGUUUAGAACAGAGCACGAGAGGGAACGGUCUCCACGGUAACCAUCUAAGCCGGAAGUGCUGGGCUCACUCGUAAGCAACAACAACUGAUAAAAACAAAUGAAAUCUACUCUGCAUUCAGUUAAUAAAAGCAUACAGUUUAUUUAACGCCCCAGCGUGGGACGGAAAUGCAAAUGUUUUGUCAAUGAGAUUCACCGACGUCAAGUAACGUUACUGUAAUGUCCAGGUCAGUGAUCUGUCCCCUGAGUGUAGGGGCCACGGCUCCGGAGUCUCUCUCCGUCUUACAGCGGCGUCUUCAGACAGCGGAGCAGCAGACGGAGGAGUUAGUGAGGAGUCUGGGCUCUUUGGGAGCGUCUGCAGAUCAGCUGCUCGUCAACUCUUCAGACGGGAGCUCCUCUACGCGUCCCAUCAGUCCCGUGAACAUCCACCGGGCCCUGAGUGCCGCAGGAGAGGGUUUGCUGUGGAGACAGUGUGAAACGCUGGUCGCGCGCGUGUGCAGAUUAGAAAGUGUUUUGCACGCUCUGAAACUCACCACCUUCCGCCUGGAGACGGACAGACAGCUCAAUCCAUCCAACAUGGUGCAUCUGCAGGAGCGAUUAACCGCACUGCAGGAGCAGCAUGAGGAGGAGCAGCGCUCUUCACGGCGGGAGGUGCUGCAGUUACAGGAUGAGCUUCAGCAGGCCUGUGAGCAGAGACAGGAGGCGCAGCGGGAGGUGCUCAGACUCAGGGAGGCGCUGGAGAACACCACCUCUGCUAAAAUGGCGCAGGAGACCACAGCACUCUUGGAGGCUGAGCAAUCCCACAAUGCACUGCUGCUGAGAGUGAAUGAGAUGGAGAGAGUGGUGGAGAGGGAAAGAAGACAGGUGGAGGUUCUUCAAGCAGACUGUCACGCCUUACGUACUGAUGGACGGGAAAACAGGGCGGAGCUAAAGAAGAGGGAGGAGCAAAUUCUGGGCCUGGAAAGAGAGUGUUGGGAGCUUCGAGACCAAUCCGGAGUGAAAGAGACUCUGAUAUCACAGCUGACCAAAGAGAUCAAGAGUGUGAAGACGGCUCUGCAGAAACAGCAGCAGGAGAACAGCAGACUCAUCAGAGAUGGACGAGACCUCAGAGCAGCUGCAGAUCAAGUCCAGGUGUUGAAUGAAGAGUUAGAGGUUCAGUGUUCAGAGCUGAGCACCGCACUUCAUUCAUUAACACUGGAAAACACUCGACUACAGACAGAACAUCACUGCAAAAUUAAGGCGGAGCGAGAUCGUGUGUCUAAACAUCUUCAGGAGCAGGUUCUGCUGUUAGACACAGCCAGAAGGAACAUCCAGGCUGAACUACAGGGCACCGUAUCGGAGAAACUCGCCCUGCAGAAAGAGCUGGAGGCACUGAAAGCAGAUCAUGCCAAACUGCAGCAGAGUUCCACCGUUGCCCAGGAGACAGCUGUCAAUCAUCAGCAGAUGCUGGAACGCACCAUCCAGAGGCUUCAGGGGGAGCUCAGCUGCGCCGUGAGAGAUGAUCAGAUAAAGAGUGAGAUGAACUCUGCAAUCAUCUCGCUGGAAAAGGAGAAGAACAUUCUGGAAACACAGCUGUCGGAGAUCAAGGUGGAGUUGACCGUGGUGAACUCAGCACUGCAGAAACAUAAAGAGGAGAACAAGGAGCUGAUGGAGAGCCUGGCAGCCUUGGAGCAUCAGCAGGUAACUCAUCGUCAGGUCGAACAGAUGCUCUGGGACACGACAGACAGCAAGAACAAACUGGCCUACGAGAAGGGCAAGUUGCGGGCACGAGUGCAGCAGAUUGCCGCUGACCUGAAGACAUUGAAAGCAGAAUGUGCUCAACACUGUCAGAGCAACACUGCACUGCAGAACAGUUAUACACAGGCGCAGAGGGAAAAUCAGACAUUAAAAGAGCAACUCUUCACACUACAGCAACAGCACAGAGACACGAAUGAAGUAGCUCAAACUCUGGAGAAUGUCCUGUCGUCUCACGCUCGUCUGCAGCAGAACACACAAACACUGCAUGCAGAGCUGAGAGAAAGAGAGCAGGAACUACACACACUCAGGAGAGAGAGACUGCAGGCUAUGAAAGAGAUUCAGAGGCUUGAAGCUGAACUAGAGAAUCUCAACGCAAGGAACAAUGAGAAGGUUGAAACUUUGCAAAAAGCACUUGAUGAAGCUCAACUGGACAACAGGAAACUUUCCCAGAGUUUAGAGCAGGCCUUACAGGAAAAGCACAAUGCACUAGACAAAUUAAACACCCUCAGCGAGAGCAGGGAGGCGGAGCUUAAAGAGGCGAGAGCAGAGAUUCGGCGAUUGACAGAACUUGUAGAUUCACACAAGAGCUUGCUCAAAAGGGAAAAAGACUCUGGGAGAAAGUCAGCACAGAGGCUGAAGAAGGCGCUAAAUGAUGCAUCGGCAAAGUCAGGUGACCUCUCACGAGCCAAUCAGGAGCUUGGAGAGAAGGUGUCUCAGAUGGAGAAGCUUAUAUCCCAUCUGAAGUCUCAACUGAAUCAGUAUCUGGGCAACAGAACAGCACUGAAUCACUCUCUAAGAAUCAAGGAUUUGGAAGCAGAAAUUAAAAGUCUUGAAGAAGCAAAGGAUGAAUAUAAGAGGAGGAGUCAUGAACAGUCUCAGUCUUUGCUGCAGCUGCGUUCGGAGAUGCUUUCUCUCCAGUCUGAGCUGCAGUGUCUGUCCUCCACUCAGCAGGGGGAGCUACAGGCCGAAAGAGAGCUCAAUCGUACGCUACAGGAGAAAUGUCUGCAGCUGGAAGAGAGUUUGAAACGGCUCCAGGACGAGAGGGAUGAGGCAGAAGUGAGACUCAGGGAAGUUUGUCUGGAGUCACAGCAGAUCACAGAGAACAUGGAUGAGGACCACAGAGGGCUCUGCCCUGAAUCUGAGAGCUUUAAUGGCCAGACAGAAGCACAAAAACUUACAAAGAGCUUGAGCAAUACGGGAAAAGACGCCACACGGUCCACUCCAGCUCAGACUCGCGUUUGCUUUUCUGACCCUGAACUGGAGCCCUGGGCCUCAGCACUACAGCGCUGGGAGAUCAAGAAAGAGCUGGGACGCGUCGCCGGCAGUUACAAACCCACAAGACAUGUACGUGCGCUGACCACCUGAGAACAGCCUCCACGGAGAAGCGCAUCACAGACUCACAGAUCAUGCAUGUAAUCGGCUUGGAAAAAUUCAGUUAUCUACAGUAGGUGUGUUUGUAUGCAAAUACAUAUCAAGCAUAUUUAAAACAUGUAUUUUAUUGCUUGAAACUAAAAAGUGCACUUGCAAAAAUACACUGUCUGUGUGUGUGUGGUCUGCUCAUGAAAUAAAGUGGAAACAGAGCUGCACUUUAUGAUCACGUGCCCUAAUUACUCACGAAUUGCUCAUGUUAAACAUGUUUGUUCCCUGCAGCCCGCAACAAAGUUAUUCAGUUACAAUAUAAUAAGGUCAAACUCUUAUACCUGCAAAAUGAAACUCCAGAAAGUACAAAUAUGACUGCAAGGGAGGUGAGGUCUUGCUGUAAGAGAGGGACAACCUCUACUUGUCUGUAUAUUGCAUUAUUGUAUUUAUAUAAUUGUUUUUAGUGGUGUAUCUUUUUUUAUUGGUAUAUCUUUUUUUGUCAUGCCAAUAAAGCUAUUUGAGCCUGAAAAGACAUUAAUAUAGCAAUUGCAAUAGAAUAGAUU
This is a messenger RNA of Cyprinus carpio (common carp), 3707 nucleotides long. It is a transcript of the gene ccdc150, whose product is annotated as coiled-coil domain containing 150. The record is from RefSeq and is a predicted model, not a curated record. Lineage: Eukaryota; Metazoa; Chordata; Actinopteri; Cypriniformes; Cyprinidae. The transcript is spliced from 25 exons. The coding region runs from base 268 to 3150 and encodes 960 amino acids.